This is a messenger RNA of Necator americanus (New World hookworm), 867 nucleotides long. RefSeq lists its product as uncharacterized. Bases 1 to 867 code for a protein of 288 amino acids. NCBI's taxonomy places the organism in Eukaryota, Metazoa, Nematoda, Chromadorea, Rhabditida, Ancylostomatidae. The transcript has a single exon. The record is from RefSeq and is a predicted model, not a curated record.
AUGGAAGUGAAGGUUGAUGGUCGGCAACUACACUAUUUGCGCUUUGCUGAUGACAUCGUACUGAUAACACCUAGCAUCAGCCAAGCGGAACGAAUGCUGACCGAAUUCGACGAAACAUGUGGAUGCAUCGGUCUUCAGCUGAAUCUACAAAAGACGAUGUUCAUGCGGAACGGAUGGGUCUCGGAUGCCCCUUUCACGCUCAACGGAAAGAACAUAUCCGAAUGCACCAGCUACGUUUAUCUGGGUCGGGAAUUGAACAUGAUGAACGACCUGACCCUCGAACUGGCCAGGAGGAGACGAGCAGCUUGGGGAGCGUACAAGAGCAUCGAGGAUGUAGUGAAGAAGACCAGGAACACCCGGCUCCGUGCUCACCUCUUCAACACCACCGUGCUUCCUGCUUUGACCUAUGCUUCGGAAACCUGGGCAUUUCGCAAGCAGGAAGAAAACGCGGUGAGCGUCAUUGAACGCGCAAUUGAGAGAGUGAUGCUAGGAGUAUCCCGUUUCACGCAAGUGAGGGACGGGAUUCGAAGUUCUCUCCCACGAUCUCAGCGAUCGAAGAUUAGAGACGCCGCCGCGUUUGCCAAGGAAGGUAAAAUAAGGUGGGCCGGACACGUGAUGCGCUUUAAUGACAACCGUUGGACCAGAGCCGUGAGCGACUGGGUUCCCCGCGAUAUUAAGCGCACUACAGGAAGACCGCCGACCCGAUGGUCAGAUUUCUUCACGAAGUCCUUCAAAGAAAAAUAUGAUGCUCUUCGUGUCCCACGCGAAAAGAGGAACCACUGGGCUACUCUGGCACGCCAUCGGGACAAGUGGAAGAAUUACUGGCGCCCGCUCGACCAGUUCGAAGAUCAACGGGAGUCAAGGUGA